GCGGUCAGGUUGCGCAGAUCAAUAGCUUACUAGACAAGGUUGGGAAGGAGAACACCGAUAGAGCGAUAUUUCCAGUAUUUUGUGGAUUUGGAACGGUGUUUUAUGUCGAUAUUGUUAAUUCCUUAGGAUCUACCCAUUUUUAAGGAAAAUACUAAGGAGCUGCGGUUGGAGGAUGUGGGCGUGGUGUGUGUGGGCGUGGUGCGUGGCGGGCGUGGUGACGUGGGCCGCCGCCACGCCUACCUGGCAGUCGUGUAAGGCUGAGUGUGACAACCAUUUCACCAAGAACGACCUCCUGCAGUCCGCGUUAUCCCGGAUGUGUGAACGCGGGUGUGACCUGUAUACCGUGGCACUCAUCUCUACGCCCCAGAGAACCCGGGUACUACAUCUGGGUCCCGUCAUCCUGCCCGCUAAGAACCCACAACCACCCCGCACCCCGCCCCAUGACCUAGUGGUGAGGGUUGAGAAAAAGAACCCGGCAGAGCAGCAGCAGGUGGGGAAGCAUCACCAUCAUCACACUCCACGGGUGCUGCCACUUGCUCAGACAAGGUCUCCUCAUCACAAGACCCGCCAGACUACCACUCAGCCCGCAGACCAUCCAGUCCAGGACCACCCGGCCCAGGCAGACCAUCAAGCCACCACCACCCAUCCAGGCCAGGGUCAGGCCACCCAAGCUGCCCACCAGGCCACCACCACUCAUACACCUAAUGCCCGCCCACCCACUACCACCUCUACAGCCCAGGCGGCCUCCGCAGGUAAACUAGAGAGCCAUGAAACCAACGCCAUCAUCAUCAUGGGGAAGGACAACCUGCACCAGAAUACUAACCAUGCCGAGGGACACAAACAGUUGAGUCCUGGGGAGUUCCAGGACGCGAGGGUCAGGGAGGACACAGAGCGCAUGCAGCAGGCCAAGGACUCCUGCAGGCAUGCCUGCGUGACGGCUUACCACCUGACGGAGGAGCAGAAGGCCUGUGUGGUGGGUUGCCACUACCAGGCCAUCACCACUGCCACCCUGCCAUCACGGGUCAGGAUGCCAGACGCUGGCAGGAACCCAUUGGCCAUGUUCCAACACGUCAUGUUUAGUUUAGCGGGCCACAUGGGCCGGUUGGUUCGAGUCACUUGGGCAUGGACCACCGGUGGCCAAGGAGACGCCCCCCAACAGGAGAGGCACGAGAAGAUACAAGAAGCUGCCCCUCAUAUAACGUUGCCAAAUGGCGUCUCAUCAGUACACAGCAGCGAGCACAAGUUCCGGGGUGGACGCGUGUAUUAUUCCGAACUCCUGGGACACUACACCAUCGGCAACAACGAUGACGUCCCACUACCUGAUCCUAACAUCGUCCAUCACCACGACCACGAAUGUCGCCACCGCCACGCACAGCAACCACAGCAAACCCAACAACAGCAUCCUCAGCACAACCAACAACAACAACAACAACAACAGAACCAGAACCAACAACAACAACAACAACAACAACAGCAGCAGCAGCAGCAACUUGAUCUACUAGAAUGUAUCUCACGGAAAUCUGGUCUGCCAAGGUGGUUCAUUGCUGUCACCAUCUUCACCUCAGCGUUGGUGAUCCUGUGGUUGUGUUUCACCCUCACAGCCCCACCAGAUGACAUCAAGGUCGUCAAGACUAAGCCUCCAGAGCUAGAGAUGGAGGAGGACGAGGAGGACUAUGAUGACGAUGACCUCCCGUGUUCAGAGAAGAAGAAGCUCCUGGCUCAGGCCGAUGACGUUAUCAAGAUCAGGAUUGAGAACGUGUAGGAGUUUUCUACCCAAGAUGCUCAUCCUGCGUCCUUCACCAUCUCCUCCAGGUGCAGAAGGAACCUACAGGCAGUACUAAAUCUACAUACUGUAAUUUAGUGCGCGAGUGUGUGCUGUCAUGAGCUAAUAUAACAAUGUAUGUUUUUGAGGACAGACAGACAGACCGACAAAAAUAAUUAUACCCGGAAAUUAAAAAUGGCCGUGUAUACUUUGGUGAUGAAAAUGGGAUAAAAUUUUAGAAAACUUUCGUAAAAAAAAAUUAUGAUGGAAUCUUUCUAGCCAUAGUUACAAUAGAGAGCAUUCAUAAACACUUUCUUUAAGAGCCACUCGAUGGCUCAUGUAUUUCUGGCUCUUCAAGUCAACACGCCUCAUAUUAAUACUAGAUGUAUCAUUCAAAAGGAAAAUAUUGCUUUGAUUAUUAAACAUGAGAAAUGAGAUUUAUAUAAAGUUACCAGCAUUCAACUCAACCCGGAGAAAACACCAUUUUUAAUCAAUUAUUGUGAGUCAUAGAGCCAUUACAGUGAACUUAAUUACGAAGGAAUAAGUCAUCAUGACAUACAUAAAGUAUUCCAUGGUAUUACUUAUUUGUGGAAGACUGUUGUUAAUUAUUAUUAUUAUACACAGGGGUGACGAGAGACAGUCUAUGUUUGGUUUGGUUUACCAUCCUGCACCAGCUGUGUGUGUGUGUGUGUGUGUGUGUGUGUGUGUGUGUGUGUGUGUGUCGCCCAAGAGAAUCAACUCGACUUAAAGAAGGUUUGUGGGUUUAUUAGUCAUAUGUUAUGCGAUUCCAUCCUGUAUGUGGCGUGGUUGAUCAUUGUCCUUGUGGUGUGGUGACAUGGCUAACUGGACACUGUGGUAACAUGUCCAGAUGCACACUGUGGAAACGUGGCCAGGUGAACACUGUGGAAACGUGGCCAGGAGAACACUGUGGUAACAUGGCCAGGUGAACACUGUGGUAACAUGGCCAGGUGAACACUGUGGUAACAUGGCCAGGUGAACACUGUGGUAACAUGGUCAGGUGAACACUGUGGUAACAUGGCCAGGUGAACACUGUGGUAACAUGGCCAGGUGAACACAGGCGAGGUAAGAAGGGAACCACGACCACAAGACAAGGGUGUGUCAACCAGGCUCUGUGUAUAGCUCUAAUAUUUACUGUGCAAAUUUGCUCACUUUAGAUUUUCAUGGCAGCAUAAUGUUGGUUGUUUAUUAACUUGAAAAUACUGGAAAAAAGUCCGUUACUUAUUCCUAAUUAUGCAUGAAAUGUUUUCGACUCGUGUUUAUGAAUGUUAGUUUUUGUUUACAGGCGUGAGUGUCCGGGAUUGUUCUGGAAUUCGCUGACCUCCAAUGGCAUGUGGAAGACUUAACCUAACUUUUGUCUGUCACUCCCUUGUGCCGCGCCAACAGCUUAUAGCGUCAUUCCAUUAAUGUGUUGUUUCAUUUUUGUUGAUGAGCCAAUACUUGUUCUACUCUUUUAUAUAUAUUUUCAUGUUAUACGUACGUAACAUUUCGAGGCAGGGUUUUAAAUGUACAGUGUGUGUGUGUGUGUGUGUUCUUAUGAUAAAUAAUACAUUAAUAUGUCUACAAUUGCUGGGGGUAAGUGGUAGGAAUGGUGGUGGUGGUGAGGGACAACUUGCCGAUCCUGCAUCGCCUCAUCGCCGGCUUACUCAAUGUCCCCCACCCAGCUAGCCAUCAACAUAAGCUGAGCCAGUAAAAGAAGAAUAAUCCUUGUGGGCCAUCACUCAGACAAGUGGUUGGGAGAUGAUUCAGUCACUCCCCACCACAACACAGGGAGAUCAAUAGUGAUCAUGGUGGUGGUGCUGUUACCAAACUCAGUGAGCGACGGUCACACAUUCUUUUGGCAGCGUAAGAAAUCAAUGUACAAUUCCCCCAUUCUUUCACUUCACAGGGCAAUAUAUAUUGUAAAACUGGGAAUAUGGAUGUUCCGACGCAAAGUUGCCUCUUGUGGCAAAUUGUCGCAGGAUUCUUAGUCAAGUAAUAAUGCUGGUAUUUUACUCGUUGGCAUCCCCGUACAAAAGUCCCCUGCUUUCCAGUCUGUCUGUAGACUGUAGAUAAAGCUGUACUGAUUUAUACCGUGUUAUAAUUAUAAGACUAAUCUUCCAGGUUAUCACUAAUUUAUUAUGAUUUCCAGAAAAUUUACAUUAGAUCAAGUUUAGCUGUCCAGCUUACUAAGAACCAUUUCUUGACUUCCGAUUAAUGUGAUAAAAUUAUGAUUUGAGUAUAAAGUCUUGUAACGUUGAGUAAUAAGUGUAACUGAUCGUUUCCAUAACUUUCAAAGUUACCAACUAUAAACUUAGGAUAUUCUGAAUGUUUUUGCACCUCCCCGCGGGCAGCUGAACGGGACUUUUUUUGCGUGUGUUAAUACAUUUGGAGACGAGAAAAAUUUACAAAGCGCAUAACGUCUUCCCGGCGCGGAGUCUUGGAGGCCAAUCGACCACAUCAAAAAUUUUAUACCACGAUGGAGAAAACAAAGUCUAUUAAAGAAAUAUGAUGACGUUUGUUAAUGAAUAUUUAAUGUCACACUGUUCUCCACGACUCUGUUGCCGGACAAAUUUUGUAAUGUAUCGAAAGACAACGCACAAUACUACUAUAAACAUUAGCCAAGCGAGUCAAGUUAAAUUUUUCCUGUCUCAGAUAAUGGCUUUAAUAACUACGAAGCCAGUGUCUACAUUAUCGGUGUGUGGGUCCCCGUCUGAUGUGCAUUAUCUAUAUCUGGUGAGAAAGGUCAUUAUAUAGAAUUAUCCCAGCAUUAACCAGUUAAUUUGUUUCUUAUAUCAGAUAAUUAUAGACUUAUUAAUGAGCAUGUUCAACACUUAUAGUCAUGUAUACAGUAGAGAGGGUAGGGACUGACUGACGUGGUGAAAAGUUUUAUGAUAAAAGAGUUCAGCUGCCUUAAUCUGAUUGCACAAUGGGUGUUCUGUUGUCUAGAGUUAAUCGCUAUACAGGCUACUCCUUAAAAAAUAGAUUUAACUAUGUGAAACAGUCAUGCAUACGGUAGCUUAUAUAUAUGUUUGGUUGAAUAAACACAAAUAUUAAA
Homarus americanus (American lobster) is the source of this 4817-nucleotide messenger RNA. RefSeq lists its product as uncharacterized. The record is from RefSeq and is a predicted model, not a curated record. The transcript has 7 exons. NCBI's taxonomy places the organism in Eukaryota, Metazoa, Arthropoda, Malacostraca, Decapoda, Nephropidae. Bases 173 to 1762 code for a protein of 529 amino acids.